Messenger RNA from Corythoichthys intestinalis (scribbled pipefish), 2135 nucleotides. Its product is annotated as Monoacylglycerol lipase ABHD12-like. Gene Ontology annotation, biological process: phosphatidylserine catabolic process; monoacylglycerol catabolic process. Lineage: Eukaryota; Metazoa; Chordata; Actinopteri; Syngnathiformes; Syngnathidae. Gene Ontology annotation, cellular component: endoplasmic reticulum membrane. The transcript has 13 exons. Bases 76 to 1119 code for a protein of 347 amino acids. Gene Ontology annotation, molecular function: monoacylglycerol lipase activity; phosphatidylcholine lysophospholipase A1 activity. The record is from RefSeq and is a predicted model, not a curated record.
UACAAUAAUAGAAAGAGCCAGGAAAGAGCGCCCAAGGUAACCAAACUCACUUCAGUUGCUGACUUGCUGUCCGAAAUGAGACAAAGGAUUAAUAAAAAGGAUGCAUCAACCUCCUCUUGGGCAGGAGCCAAAGUCCAAAAGAACAAGACUGAGUCUCGGUGGAAGAAAAGUAGCUUAAUUGCCCUGUGUGUCAUCCUCAUUUUGGUGCCUUUCACACUAAUGGUGGGAUGGGAAUUAUUCCAGCACUUUGUUUACAAGCUUAGAAUCAAGGUUCCAUUUUUUGUUGAUCUCAGACAACCUGUUGAUUUCUCCCAAAAUCACACGAUUAACAUGUACUUAACACCAGAGGAAGGAAUCUCUCUUGGUGUAUGGCACACAGUUCCUCAAACUCAAUGGAGGGAAGCACAAGGCAAGGACUUGGAAUGGUACGAAAGCACAUUAAAUGAUGGAAGUCCAGUAUUUAUUUAUCUACAUGGGAACACGGGCACAAGGGCAGCCCCUCAUCGGGUGGGAGUUGCAAAAGUAUUGAGUGCCCUCGGGUACCAUGUGUUGGUGCCUGACUACAGAGGUUUUGGAGACUCAAGCGGUGAGCCAACGGAAGCUGGACUCACUACGGAUGCCAUACAUUUGUACAAAUGGGUCAAAGAACGCAGUGGAAGCAGCCUGGUGGUCUUCUGGGGACAUUCCCUUGGCACUGGAGUGUCCACUAACACUGCGGUCAAACUAAUAGAGCAAGGUAUUGGUUUGGAUGGCGUUAUCCUCGAAGGCACCUUUCAUAUGCCCAAACAGAAACUACCAAGUCAUGUGUUUUCUUGGUAUUACUGGAAAUUCCCUGGCUGGGGAUACUUUUUUCCACAACCGUGGGCUGAAAAUAAAGUAAUCUUUCCCACGGAGAACAAUUUAAGAAAAAUUAAAAGCCCACUACUUUUCCUUCACGCGGAAGAUGAUCCCGUUCCAAUUCAGAAUGUUCGGGAAUUGUACCAGGUAGCGGUGAGAACUCAGAAUGCAGAACGAGUCAGGUUUGUGUCCUUUGAAGGUUCUUUAGGGUAUUUGCACAAUGGAAUGUACAAAGACCCCCGUCUGCCAGACAUCAUAAAAAAUUUCGUGUUGUCUUUGUAGCAUGGGAGGACGCCUACAGCAGAUGUUACACAUAUGUAUGACAUGAUGCAAAAUAUGCUUCAAAGCAGUGAUCCCCAACCACCAGGCUGGGUGGCGCAUUUGCUACUGGGCCGCAGAGAAAUAAUUUUUAACGACCACAAUCUGGCCUGUGCCUCUUGACACAUCAAUAUGCCUUUCUACUCUUAUUGACUAAUCUGAGUAGAGAUUUGUGUACCUGUAUGUCGCCCUUCAGUGGUUGGCCGCCAUUAUUGGGGUGUUUUCACACCGAUAGCAGCUCAGCAUCAAUCAAUGUAAACAGUAAUGUUAGCUGCUGUUGGUUGUGUGCUGCGGGUGGUGGCGUCUUUGGACAGCUUUUUUAUGGGGAAAGGGCCACCUGUUGAGCCAGAAAUGGUGCCUGCAAUCAAGUCAAUUUUGAAUAAUAUGUGGCUAAAAGCUAGCAAUCGAGUCAACACAAGCAAAUGCACUGAGAUCAUCAUUUCUCGUGGCGAACCGUAUUGCGAACGCCAAGAAACCUUUCACGAUUAUGGGAAGAACUUUUUCUGCCUGAGACCAAGGAUAUUUGCUGUCAAGCUUUAGGCGCGGCCGUUGUUAAAAAAAAGGUUGUUUCGGCAUAUGGUGAGUUACAUUUUCCCUGCACGUAAUGUUUGUUUUUAGCCCCGUCCUGUUAUUUUAUAUUUACUUUAAAUUUCUGUCACAAAUUGCCAGGCUGUGAAAAAAAGGCCCAUAUCACGCUGGUCCGUGGUGCUAAAAAGGUUUCGGACCACUGCUUUAAAGUAUACAAAUUUUUGCUUUACAUCAAACAUACCAUUAAUGUCAUGAUGAUUGCCAACAUAAGGAAAUAUAAUUAGGAUGAGAAAAAGCUACAGCAAAACCUAUUACUUUUUGGUGAUGAAUAAAAGUAGUGUGGGUGUUUUUUCUAAAAAUAAGUUUGUAUGAUAAUCGAUCAGAAAAAAUUCUGUUGAUUAUGACUGAUUAGUAACUAACCCAAUAGUGAUUCGUUAUUGUCUUGUUGUCUU